Laccaria bicolor S238N-H82 is the source of this 1785-nucleotide messenger RNA. RefSeq lists its product as uncharacterized. The record is from RefSeq and is a predicted model, not a curated record. The transcript has 7 exons. The coding region runs from base 1 to 1785 and encodes 594 amino acids. Lineage: Eukaryota; Fungi; Basidiomycota; Agaricomycetes; Agaricales; Hydnangiaceae.
AUGAGCUACGCAAAUUACAACACCGUACCAUACUACCCGCCAAGUUAUGGGUACUUUGCCCCAAGUCCUACGGCCCGCAGUCAAUGCAGUCCCAUUCCACCGACCCACCCAACCUUUGGAAGGAAACAUUCGGGCUUUGGCAUCUCUCCUACUUACUCAACCUUUCCAGCAUCCCCUACCGGCUCAACCUUUGGAAUGACCCCUACCAGCCCGACCUUUCCAACUUCCCCUGCUCGAUCUAGCUUCGGAGUUUCCCCGACCACUUCAAGUUUUAACAACCUUCCAAUGGAUGUGGCGUUCGGGAUUGCAGAUAAUCUCGAUGCUAAAUCGGUUGCAAAGUUGUCCCAGGUUUGGAGGCCGAUGGCUUCAGCACUACAAAGUGGUCAGGCCACGUUGGAACAUCUGAAAGCUCAAUGCUACAGAGCGGGGUUGAGCUUGGGUUCCAGGUCUACGAGAUUUUUACAGCAACCUCUGAACACCAUUCCCGACUACAUCCAAGCUUUUGUUGCUCGAAGGUCGACGUUGAGGUGGGCGCGGGCGAUAUACGCAGCACUCGACGUUGUUUCUCCUGCGAUACCUUGGCAUGACCAGAAGGCCCGUGUUAAUGCCGGAUUUAUGGGUGGAUAUAAGACUGCCACCAAGAUAAAGAUCUUCCAACCUGGUUCUGAUCGCACUGGGCGUGAAUACCGGGUUCAUUCCUUCAGCUUUCCCGAGGUGGUUUUUGACAUCGUGAUUGACCUUGAAGAAGAUAUUUUUGCCGUGGCUACAAACCCAUAUCACGACGACUUUGAAGAUUACAAUGAAAAAGAUUUUUAUGCUACCCACAUAUCUGUUCAGAGCCUUUCUAGCACGUCAAAAUUGAAGGUUGAAGGAAUUUUUUCUAUCAAGGGCCAAUACGUCGUCGCGUUACUCCGUUCCGAAAGUUUGCACAUCGUUGACUGGAAGGAGGGGUCCGGAAAAAAUAUCCAUCUUGGCUCGGAUGCCCGAGAGCUGAGCUAUAUGUUCACCGAUCAACAUACCCUUCUCGUCUCGGAAUACGGUGUCCUUAGUCCGCAUCACCCCCACGUUCAAGGAGCCCGUCUGGCCAUCAGGAAUCUCAAAGAUCGCACUAGUUUUCUGAUCCCUUUUGAAUUCUUGACGAGGUUCUAUGAAUCUGGGAGACUUCCGUGCGGUGUACUUUUUAUUCCGACUGUUUCUCCGCACACAUCGGAACAAAUCAGAUUUUCUGCGGGAUUUUUCGACGACCCCGACCAACGGACGAUUGGCUUCCGAAUUCUGUUUGAGAAAAAGCCCUACGCAGAUGCUCGUGAAAUUAUAGUCGUGGGGAACUUGUCCACAUUAUUCGAACAAAGGCAAGGCUUCUGGCGCGAGUUGAACAUUUCCGGCAAAGAUUACAAGUUCUGUGGGCAACGACUGUUCUGGACGACCACGGGCGGAAACGUUCACAACAUGCAGAUGCUGGAUUUCAACUCUGAAACGAGCAAGACCUUUCUCGGCAACCAUCGUAGCACCAGAGUCGCCAGCGAAAAGGAUCCUAGCUGGAAAACUCAAUUGUCGCGUAUGGACCGACUUUGCACUACUCACGACAUGGGGAGCGCCAUGCAUGUAUCGUGCCCGCCUUUACAAGAUGUGGUCGGGAGUUCUAUGUCAGAGGAUUGCCUUUUUGUGGUUAGGCUCGAACCCGGUAUCUCAAUGAGUCUUUUCAGCGGGGCCGUGCCCUCGGUCGACCCGAGCCGCGCACUCUUUGUCUUUAUUACUUCUGAGGAAAGUACUGUGCCUCGUUGA